Messenger RNA from Etheostoma cragini (Arkansas darter), 3015 nucleotides. RefSeq names its product Rho GTPase activating protein 44 (gene arhgap44). Gene Ontology annotation, cellular component: postsynaptic density; leading edge membrane; cytoplasm. The record is from RefSeq and is a predicted model, not a curated record. NCBI's taxonomy places the organism in Eukaryota, Metazoa, Chordata, Actinopteri, Perciformes, Percidae. Gene Ontology annotation, molecular function: protein binding; GTPase activator activity. The transcript is spliced from 22 exons. Bases 285 to 2927 code for a protein of 880 amino acids. Gene Ontology annotation, biological process: regulation of dendritic spine morphogenesis; signal transduction; modification of dendritic spine.
GUUUGGAACGUCGUGUCGCCAGCGGGCUGUCAGUCGGGGGGAGAGAGGAGGAAUCGGUCCAGCAUCUCUGGAGCAGCGGAGCGAAGCGGAUGACAGCGACGCACAUCGAGCUAAAAUGAGGAGUUUUUAGCUCGAUGUUUCCCCUCACUGGAUGUUUAAAACGUGGAUGUUUAAAGAUUGAGCGCGCUCGUCUGCCGUAGAUCAGCGCGGAGAUCUGACUUUAUUCUAUCAAUGAGAUAUGUGGAGUGUCUCUACCGCCCGGUGGUAACGCAGAAAAACACAAGAUGAAGAAGCAGUUCAACCGAAUGAGACAGCUCGCCAACCAAACAGUGGGCAGGGCUGAAAAAACAGAAGUAUUAAGUGAAGAUCUGCUACAGGUGGAGAAGCGUCUGGAACUGGUCAAGCAGGUCUCCCACAGCACACACAAGAAGUUGACCGCCUGUCUGCAGGGCCAGCAGGGCGUGGACGUGGACAAGAAGUCUGUCAGGUCGCCCUCGAAGAAGCUUCCUCUUACAACACUAGCACAAUGUAUGGUGGAGGGGGCGGCUGUGCUCGGGGACGAGUCUCUACUAGGGAAGAUGCUGAAGCUCUGCGGCGAGACGCAGGAAAAACUCGCUAACGAGCUCAUCUUGUUCGAGCUCACCAUCGAGAGGGACGUCGUCGACCCUCUGUACGAUCUCGCAGAGGUGGAAAUCCCAAAUAUCCAGAAACAAAGGAAACAUUUAGCGAAGCUGGUCCUGGACAUGGACUCAGCGCGCACACGGUAUUAUCAGUCCACAAAGUCCUCAGGACUGUCCAGCAACCUGCAGCCAUCGGGAGCCAAGGCCGACCACCUCAGGGAGGAGAUGGAGGAGGCAGCCAACCGCAUGGAGAUCUGCCGAGAUCAGCUAUCAGCAGACAUGUACAGUUUUGUGGCCAAAGAAAUGGACUAUGCAAGCUACUUUCAGACAAUGAUAGAAGUCCAGGCAGAGUACCACCGGAAGUCCUUAGAGCUGCUUCAGAGUGUGCUGCCUCAGAUCAAAGCUCAUCAGGAGACCUGGGUGGAGAAGCCGUGCUACGGGAAACCAUUAGAGGAGCACUUAGCGCUCAGCGGGAGAGAUAUUGCCUUCCCCAUCGAGGCCUGUGUCACCAUGCUGCUGGAGUGUGGCAUGCAGGAGGAGGGUUUGUUCAGGAUCGCUCCUUCGGCCUCCAAACUGAAGAAGCUGAAGGCGUCUUUGGACUGCGGCGUGAUGGAUGUCCAGGAGUACUCUGCAGACCCUCACGCCAUCGCAGGGGCGCUGAAGUCCUACCUGCGGGAGCUCCCUGAGCCGUUAAUGACAUACGAGCUCUACAACGACUGGAUCCAGGCCUCCAACAUUCAAGAUCAAGACAAGAGACUGCAGGCUCUCCUCAACGCCUGUGAGAAACUACCCCCGGCCAACAACAACAACUUCAAGUAUUUGAUCAAAUUCCUCUCCAAACUGACUGAAGACCAGGAUGUUAACAAGAUGACGCCUGGAAACAUCGCCAUUGUCCUCGGCCCGAACCUGCUGUGGAUGCACAACGAAGGGAACAUCCCGGAGAUGAUGACCACAGUUUCCCUGCAGAUCGUCGGCAUCAUCGAGCCCAUCAUCCAGCACGCCGACUGGUUCUUCCCCGGAGAAAUCGAGUUCAACGUCACGGGGAACUACGGAAGCCCGGUUCACACCAACCACAACUCCAACUACAGCUCGAUGCCGUCUCCGGACAUGGAGCAGAUGGAGCGGAAGCAGAACGACCAGAGUCGACGGCCGCUCAGCGUCGCCACAGACAACAUGAUGCUGGAGUUCUACAAGAAGGACGGCAUUAGGAAGAUACAAAGUCCGAGCAUCAUUAAAAGCAUAACCGUCCAUUGUCGCAAGGCCCUGCAAUGGAUGAGCUCGGAUGAUGCAUCCUCCAAUUGGUCGGACUCUGGUUACGCCUACCCCUCCCCUGAGGAGGAGAGGCCGCCUCCCCCUUACCCCUCUUCUUCCUCUUCCUCCUCCUCCUCCUCUUGCUCCUCCUCCUCGCUCCCUCACCACCAUUUCCACACCCGAGCACCUCCCGUUAUGCGUCCAGUCGCUCCCAAUCCCGACUCCGUGCCUCCCGGCCCGUCACCUCCCCCCCGCCACUGUGGCUACAGCCCACCCCCGCUCCCACACUCUCUCUGCCCGUCCCCUCAGCAGCUGGACGUCAACUCCAACCCCAAACCAAAUUCCUUGCACCUGCCCAAACAGGCCUCCCUGUCCGAUGCUUCGCAUGCCGCCCCGUCCGAAACUAAUGGCUCCACCCUUUACAUCAAACCCCCGCUCGUUCUUACUCGUCACGAUCUGUUCCUGGGCUCCCCCAAACCCCCCAACACCCCCCUAUCUGCUCCCCCUCCAUGGGCAGCCUGUGCCUGUAGCCGCGAGAGAGGAGCCAAGCUGACUAGUACUCUAAAGAACAAGGAGCUGUCUCCAGUGAUUGGACAGAAGGGACUCCAGGGGACGAUGACCUCUAGUGGACAAUCUGAUCACAGCCCACUCACCCUGAGGAGAGCCAAGAAGCUGGCCCCGAUCCCACCCAAAGCCCCGUACUGCCAGUCGGGAGCCAUGUCUGACCAGUCGACAGGUCAGCCGUCUCCGGUCAGCCUGUCGCCCACCCCUCCCAGCACCCCCUCCCCGUACAGCUUCAGCUACCCGCAGGGAUACGCCACCAUUGGCUCCCCGGGGCAGAUCCAGAUGGCCACCACCCCAUGUCUCUCCUCUCCCCCCUCGCUGGCCGGGACCCUCACCAAGACUCGGCCGACCCCGAAACCGCCUCGACAGAGGCCCAGCUUACCUCCACCUCAGCCCCCCAGCACGCCGGGCAGCAGCCCCCAGCCUCUGGACCAUUCCACAGGCCUCCUGGACGGUUUGUCUCCUGGGGAAAGCAUGUCCACAGCGGUAUGAGCCGAGAGGUUCAGUGUGAUUCAGUGUGUGAGAGGGACUUUUAGGGUAAGCAGGAGUCCCUGUGUUAAAGCCUCAUCCCCCCCCCCCC